GUUGAUUAAUAACAAAUUAUCAUGGAAAAAAAUAUUUUAAAACAUUUUUCAAUUCUCGAAUCAACGAAAACAUCUUUAUAUUUACUCAUAGGAAUUAUUAUUAUCAUUACAAAUUUACAAUUGAAACAAAUCGAUGCAAGAAUUAUUGAAGGUGAAAUUCGUACCAAUGAGGAUUGGGUGUUUAUAGCACGUUUCUGUUUUCUUUCAAAAGAAGGUGUUUUUGAAUAUAAUGUUACUUAUCCAAAAAGUUUUGCACCACAAAAUCUUUUACUUUAUUUUGAUGCCAAAUCACAAUGGCCGGCUGUUUAUAAACAAAAUAAGACAUGUGAAGAAAAACGUAACGUUUUAAUCGAUGAUUUUAAUCAAAUCAUUAAUCUAACUGAAUAUAGACGUGAAUAUAAAGCAACAACUGCUUCAGGCUGUAGAAUUGAUCGUUUUAAUAAUGAUUUAAAUGAAACAUGGUAUCGUUGUGUACAGAAAAGAACAUUUCAAUCAUAUCGUGAACGUUGGUGGUACAUAGCAUUAGAUAAUUGUGGUACAAAAAAAGGACUUUAUCUUAAAUAUCGUAUAACAAUGACCAAUAGCCAAUCAAAUACAUGGUUAAAACAUUUUUCAGCCGAUGAAUUCUAUAUAUUACAUACGGAUGUUAUUAUGUGCAUACUUUUCUAUUUACUUUUAUUUGCAACUUGUUUCGAAGCUUAUGCAUUGUACACUCGACAUUUAUUCCAUAAAACAUAUAAACUUUAUAUUGCUUCUUUAUUAUCAGAAUGUCUAGGAUUAUUAUUCUUAUGCAUAUAUUAUGGAAUAUUUGCUCAACAAGGAAAUGCUAACAUUGCAUUAAAAUUAUUUGGAAAAGCAUUCGAAGCAGCUAGUACAUUAAUAUUUUUAUUAUUAUUAUUACUUAUAUCAAAAGGUUAUACAAUAACCCGUGCAAGAAUGAAAUCUCGAACGGUUGCAAAAUUUAGUAUGUUUAUGGUUAUGUCAUCGAUUGCAUAUGCUAUAAUUUUCUAUCAUGAACAAUAUUUAUUCGAUCCAGGAGAAGUACUUUAUAUGUAUGAAAGUUCAUUUGGUUAUCUAUUAAUUUCGUUACGAUUAAUGGCAUGGUCAUGGUUUUCAUAUGCAAUUGUAUUUACAUUAAUACAUUAUCCACAAAAAUCAGCAUUUUUUGCUAAAUUAUUUCUUGUUUAUAGUAUCUGGUUCAUUUCGGCACCGAUCGUAAUUCUUGUUGCAACAUUCGUUAUACCAAAAUGGAUGCGUGAAAAAAUUAUCAAUGCUGUUGAAUUAGCCAUUGCAUUCAAAGCUCAUCUGAUAUUUUUUUACCUGACUCGUCCUUCGCGUGCAAAUAAAAACUUUCCAUUCCAUGUGCGUACAACACAAAUAUCUAUUAUGGAAAAAACAGGCAAUAUUGAAAGCGGUACAUUAGAACAUUUUAAUAAUUAUAAAUAUGCACCAACUCGUUCAACACCGAUCGAUGUUUUUGCUAUUACAUCGGCUGCAUUUGCUAGUUUAGGUAAUGGUGUUGUUGUUGGUGGAACAGGAGGAUCAAAUAAUUCAAUAAUUGCCAAAGGAAUUAAUAAUAAUCGAUCGAAUAAUCAUAAUAAUCGUAUUACAAAUUCAGCUGAAUCCGAAAUAACAUCCGUAGCAAGUUUAUCAAAUCAAAGUAGUAAUAUGGCUACACAGGAAAUAAUUGUUACAAGUAAUGGUGUUAGUAGCGGUGGUGAUGGUGGCCAUGAUUGGAUGCCUAAACCUGAAGCAUAAGUGUUAAUCUUUUUUAAAAGAAAAAAAAAUUAAAAUUUUGAAAAUAAAAAUUUUAAAUGA
Dermatophagoides pteronyssinus (European house dust mite) is the source of this 1818-nucleotide messenger RNA. Its product is annotated as transmembrane protein 145-like. The record is from RefSeq and is a predicted model, not a curated record. Gene Ontology annotation, biological process: response to pheromone; G protein-coupled receptor signaling pathway. Lineage: Eukaryota; Metazoa; Arthropoda; Arachnida; Sarcoptiformes; Pyroglyphidae.